This is a messenger RNA of Colletotrichum spaethianum, 606 nucleotides long. RefSeq lists its product as uncharacterized. NCBI's taxonomy places the organism in Eukaryota, Fungi, Ascomycota, Sordariomycetes, Glomerellales, Glomerellaceae. Bases 1 to 606 code for a protein of 201 amino acids. The record is from RefSeq and is a predicted model, not a curated record. The transcript has a single exon.
AUGCUUCAACUGUCGACGCUACCGAGCAGGGCCGGCUACAGCCCCCUCGUGCCCUCUCCCCUGAACCCCAAAGUCCACACCAUCGCGCCGCCGCGGUGCCAUAGGUUGCGGGAGAAGAGGCGCCAGCAGAGCCGAGGGGAUGUAAGCCCGACCCAGAGGCUGCUCCGUCACAAGGCCGCCAUGGCCUGGAAGUCGGAGGCCCUGACGCGCGAGAGCGCAAUCUACACCCGCGAGGAGAUCCUUGACAUCAUCGCCGAGUGCGAUCGUCAAGACGCCGCGGCGAGGGGCACCCCGCUCAUCACCACCACCCCCAGCAGCAAGCCGGCAGAGAAGCAACAGCCCCAGGUACACAUCCGCGCCGCGCACUGGAAGGAGCACGACGGCGAGGAGUACGACUUCUUCUGCGAGACGGACGAGGCCGACGCCGGCGAUUCAGACGAGAGCUUACGGCAAUGGUCAUCGCUCGUUCCCAGGCUGCGUAGCCCGUUCUCCAAAGACACGGCACGCCGCGUUGUGUUGGCAUUUGGAUUGAUGUGUAUCUGCGGAUGUCUGCCGGUGCUUCGGGCCCAUGGCUUCCACAUCUACCCGGCCAACGAGACGCCAUAG